UCUAGUUCUUCUAAAACUUUUCCAGCAUCUCUCAGAGCUUCCCUUUCCAGAAUUUUCACAGCAUAUUUGAUAUUUUUUCAUUUGAGCUUAUCAUCAGGUUGGAGGUUUCUGUUUCCUUUAGAUUACAAGAGAGGAAGCCAACCAGCUUUUUCUAGCAAAGCUUGAUCAGUCUCUAGACUUUACAGAGGCGAAAGAGAGGUGUGGGGUUGGUGUUAGUGGGAGAGAGAGAGAGAGAGAGAGAGAGAGAGAGAGAGAGAGAGGAUAAGAAAGAAGAGUUUUGGACCUGCAAGAACUAGUGGUGCUCAAACAAAGGGGGUAGUGUGGGGGUGGGUUUUGGUCAAGUAAUGCGCUCAGGAGCUUGUACAGUGCAGCAGACCCUCACCGCAGAGGCUGCUUCAGUGUUGAAGCAUUCUCUUAGCUUGGCAAGGAGGAGAGGCCAUGGACAGGUCACUCCUCUUCAUGUUGCUGCCACCUUGCUAAGCUCACGAGCUAGUCUUUUAAGAAGGGCUUGUCUCAAAUCUCAGCCUCACCAAUCUUCUCAUCCUCUCCAGUGCAGAGCUCUUGAGCUUUGCUUUAAUGUCGCACUCAACAGGCUGCCAACAACUCCUGGUCCUUUACUUCAUGGCCAGCCCUCUCUUUCCAAUGCUUUGCUUGCUGCACUAAAACGAGCACAAGCUCAUCAGAGAAGAGGCUGCAUCGAGCAACAGCAACAACAGCUUCUCGUGACCAUCAAGGUUGUGUUAGAACAGCUUAUAAUUUCUAUUUUAGAUGAUCCUAGCGUUAGUAGGGUUAUGAGAGAAGCUGGGUUCUCUAGUACUGCUGUGAAGAACAAUAUAGAGGACUCUUCAGCUUCUUCUGUGUUUCAGUGUUACACCACAACAGGUGGUGGUGUUUUCUCUUCACCUUGUUCACCUUCCCCUGGUGAAACUCAGAGAGAGAUAAUCAACCCUACUACUUUCUGGCAAACCCAUUUCUUAACUUACACUUCUGAGCAAACCCCACUUCUCUUUUCUCCACAAAAGAAGCUCACAAGCAACUAUUUCACAGAUUCAAUUUCUGUGAAGGAAGAUAUCAAGUUGAUAUUGGAGGUUUUUUUGAGAAAGAAGAGAAAGAAUACUGUUAUAGUAGGUGACUGUGUGUCCAUAACAGAAGGACUUGCCGGAGAGCUGAAGGAAAGGAUAGAGAGAGGAGAGGCUCCAGUGGAGUUGAAACAUACGCAGUUUGUUAAAUUUCAAUUUGCACCAGUUUCCUUGAGGUUCAUGAAGAAAGAAGAUGUGGAAAUGAACAUCUCUCAACUGAAAAUGAACGUGGAUUCUGCUGGAGAAGGUGGGACCAUUAUUUACACGGGAGACCUGAAAUGGACAGUUGAAGAAAGUGUAAUCAAUGGAGAGGACUCAGCUGCUGCUGGUUAUAGUCCGGUUGAUCAUCUAGUGACCGAAAUAGGAAGAUUACUCUCAGAUUAUAGCAGCUCAAACACUAAGGUAUGGUUAAUGGCUACUGCAAGUUAUCAGACAUACAUGAGGUGCCAGAUGAGACAACCUCCUCUGGAGAUACAAUGGGCCCUUCAAGCUGUUUCAGUUCCCUCAGGCGGACUGGGUUUGGGCCUCCAUGGUUCCAGCAUCAAUGUCUCAAGGGUAACCUUCUCCCAGAGCCCAUCUCAAUUACUUGAAACAAAACCCAUCAUUAGCAAUAGCAAGGAAGAGCAAGAUAAGCUAUUUUGCUGUCCACAAUGCACCUCCAGUUAUGAAAAAGAAGCUCAGCUCUUAAAAUCAGGGCAGCAGAAAAAUUUACCACCUUGGCUCCAUCCACAAGGCACUAAUGCCAAUCAAGAGGAUAAAUUGGUUGAAAUGAGAAGAAAAUGGAAUGGAUUCUGCCAGGGAUUAAAACACCAAGGAAGGCAAAUUCAAACCCAUUUAGAUUCCAUUACUUUGUACAACAACAACACUAAUCAGUGGCUAAUGGGAAAGAGCUAUUCAUAUGCUUCACCAUACCCUUGGUGGCCAAGCCAAAACAUCUUCUCAGAUUCAAGUCCAAUCUCAUUUGCAGACUCAGUUUUGAAGCCUAACCAGGCUUCCAGUUUUGUGCCUAAAUUUAGACGUCAACAGUCUUGCACUAUUGAUUUCAACUUUGGAAAUGGAACCCAAAAGCACCUGCAGUACUCAGGAGAACCAAAUUUGGAUUCUCUCAAAAACACUCAGGGUAAGGAAGUAAAGAUCACACUUGCCCUUGGCAAUUCUUUCAUCUCUGAUAUUGGGGAAAGAGACAGAGGAAGAAGUAAUUUGCGCAAGUUAUUGCGAGACAAUGUGCCUUGGCAAUCUGAAAUCAUUCAUUCUAUAGUAGAAGCUUUGGUUGAAUCCAAAUCAACUGGAAAAGGGACUUGGCUGCUGAUCCAAGGCAAUGACACAUUGGGAAAAAGAAGACUGGCCCUUGCAAUUGCUGAAUCUGUUUUGGGUUCUGUUGAUUUGCUACUCUACAUAAACAUGAGGAAAAAGGAUAAUAAGGUAACCCCAAGUUCUGAGACAAUAGAAAAAGCUUUAAGAAAUCAAGAAAAGAUUGUUGCUUUGGUGGAAGAUGUUAAUUUUGCUGAUACCCAGUUCAUGGAACUCCUUGCUGAUGGAUUUGACACUGGAAAGUUUGGAGAAUCAGGAAACCAAGCAAUAUUCAUUUUGACAACAGGUGGUAAUUUAAUUAGCUGUGAAGAUGGGAAGAUGGAUCAAGAUUCUGUUGUCAGGAUGACCCUGGAGGUGAAGGAAACAACACCUCCAAACAAGAGACAAGCUGAGUGGGAUAUUUCAGGAAACAACAAGACUCCAAGGACCAAUGAAAACAAAGAAGUUAAAAAUGGAAAUAAGAAAAAAGACUACUCAAGGCAGUCAAGCUUCAACACACUUGAUCUCAACAUCAAGGCCAGUGAGGAUGAUGAAAGAGAAGAAAAACCUGCGGAAUUUAGCCCCAUUUCGAGCUACUUGUCUCGUCAGAACACUUUAGAUCCUGUUACUCCAAAUUGGUUUCUUGAUUCGAUCAGGAACCGGUAUGUUUUCGAUCAAAAUGAAGCUCAGCACAGGGAAAUGACAGAGGGUUUCUCAUCCAAGAUGAAAAGGUGUAUGGAGGAAGUUUUUGGGGAUCAAAAUGUAAAUGGUUUUAGCAUUGAAAAGAGGGUAUUAGAAGAGGUAUUAGAUGGAUAUGGUUCUUUUGUUAACAGUUUGCUUGAAAGAUGGCUAAAAGACAUCUUUCAAACAACCUUACAAAGAGUUAAAAUUGAAGGGAAAGAGGGUGUGGGGAUUAGGCUUUGUUUUGAAGGUAGAAAUGAGAGAAUUUUGGAGGAUGGAUUCAUGGGUACAUGUCUUCCCAACAAAAUUCAAAUUUCCUUCAUGGACUGACUAAAACUUGAAGUCUUCUUUUGUAAAAAUCCAUUACCACCAAAAUAUCCUGUGUAACGGCUAAUUUUCAUAUUAGAUUGUGUUUUGCUUUCCCA
This is a messenger RNA of Manihot esculenta (cassava), 3475 nucleotides long. Its product is annotated as protein SMAX1-LIKE 4. The transcript is spliced from 3 exons. The record is from RefSeq and is a predicted model, not a curated record. Bases 345 to 3380 code for a protein of 1011 amino acids. Lineage: Eukaryota; Viridiplantae; Streptophyta; Magnoliopsida; Malpighiales; Euphorbiaceae.